Messenger RNA from Lindgomyces ingoldianus, 1035 nucleotides. RefSeq lists its product as uncharacterized. Lineage: Eukaryota; Fungi; Ascomycota; Dothideomycetes; Pleosporales; Lindgomycetaceae. The record is from RefSeq and is a predicted model, not a curated record. The transcript has a single exon. Bases 375 to 950 code for a protein of 191 amino acids.
GCUAAUGGGAGCCAUCUUCCUCUAUGCUGCCGCUGUCUUGUGAUCUUGACGAUCUUUUUUUUUCUUUCAUGUCAAUACGUUUUUAUCAGUCCGAUGCCCAAGCACCUGCCUGGGACAGACUAGAUUCAAGCUGAUUUCUCGAACACGUUAUUACAAAUUGGAAGGCGGUUAGAAGCAUGCAGUCUUCCACUCCGGUCUUCGAGCGGCAGUAGGGUCCUGCUACGUCUCCCAGUGUUCCUCGGAUGAGAUCUGAGUUGGAGUCUUGGCGUUGUUUUACUCAACUGGGUGGUCUGGACGUCUUUUUCUGGAUACCCCCAAGUAGAUCAAUUAGGCGUUUAAUCGAUUCUUUUAUUUGUCGAAUAUAUCUUUCUUAGAUGUCAUUAUUUCGGAUGCUGCGUAAACACGGGUUUCGCCCAAUUUCGCCCGAUGCUGGCAUUUACGCCCGAUACUCUUGCAUUCGCUAUUCUUGUAUUCCUUUGAGUCAUGAUCAUAAUCGUCCUUAUUUCCAUGUUUAUCUGGAGUGGAGCUGUGCCUCGUUGACCGCUACUUUGUUGUGCCAAGCCCUCGAAUCAAGGACUUUACACAAUCUCCGACCGCACCACAAUGCAAACAUGUCCGAUGCUCGAUAUCGGUGUGCCGACCGUAUAACCAUGCGCCCUUUGCGGUAUACUGCCCGCUCACGUGAAUCCCGAAUUCUUGCAUUUUUUUUCUCUGCACUAGAAUACUUGGGACCAAAAACCCUGGUCAUCAACUCCAAGUCAAACAGCCGUAUUCUUUACCUACUCACUGAUCCCACCAUUACCUCAAAGAGUCUGCAUUCUUCCCAUUCGCUGAUGCGUGGUAGGUGCCAGCAUUGCGUCCAUCCUAUCCUCUUCUCCAUGUCUCAACAUGCAAUGAUCCCUCAGCAUACCUUCACAGCGGAAAGGAUGUCAAACAUUAGGCUCAGCUGAGAACUCAAGUUUUCGUCACGAGCGGGAGGAUGCCUCACCGGUAUUCCUGUCAAGCACAGGUUGUGGGGAGCCGCAGCAGUCAGAG